GCACUGCCAUUGGCGGCCUCACCUGUUGAUCACCGUGUCCCUGCUGGUGAUUCCCUGUCGGCACCCAGCGAUCAGCAUGUAUCACUGACGGGGGAGAGGUCUGUAUGUAAACAAUACAGAUCUCUCCCCUGUCAGCUCCUGCACAUUGCUUUGUAUUGCUCUGCAUAGCAGAGCAACAGUAAAGCACACACACAGCACACAGUAAAACACAACACAGCGCACAGUUAACCCUUUGAUCGCCCAAGAUGUUAACCCCUUCCUGCCCAGUGUCAUUAGUACAGUGUCAGUGCUUUUUUAUUAGCACUGAUCACUGUAUUGGUGUCACUGGGGAUGUCAGUGACAGUUAGUCAGUUCCUGCGCAGUGUCAGAAUGCCCGCCACAGUCCCGCAGUCUCAUUAUAAGUCACUGA
This is a messenger RNA of Staurois parvus, 409 nucleotides long. NCBI's taxonomy places the organism in Eukaryota, Metazoa, Chordata, Amphibia, Anura, Ranidae. The record is from the annotation of a GenBank genome assembly.